AUGCAAGUGGUCGACGCGUGUGACCUCAAUGACCCGCAGGCACAAUACAUUCAAGAUAUCGUCAUGAACUUCGCUGCUGGCAAUGCGACUGCAGCAGCCCCAGCCAUCUGCUGCAGAAUUUAUGGCUUCCCCCCCCUUCUCAUCUCUGGCCUUGAACAGCACGGGGUGAAGGCAGCAACCAACACCUUCUCCCUGGCUUUGAGCGCCCAGGCCAUCGUAAAGUCCGAACGCUUCAGCUCCCUGGACGAUGCCCUCAAGUCCCGACUCUUCGUGAAGCUGGCUUCCAUGGGUCUUCUGAAGACUUGA
Molecule: messenger RNA, 306 nt
Organism: Symbiodinium sp. CCMP2456
Lineage: Eukaryota; Dinophyceae; Suessiales; Symbiodiniaceae
Source: the annotation of a GenBank genome assembly